AUGCCAGGCGAUGAGGAAAAUACCCCAACUACCCCUGACGCACCGGACGAUCCGGUGGUACCGAAGAAACCGGAACCCAAAGAGGAGGGUGCCAAGCCAAAGAAGCCUACGGAUCCCAUCCCUGACCAAGCCGACAUAGAGAACCGCAAACAACUCCUGACCUUGUCCAAACAACGUAUCGGACGAGACCCAAGGCCCCGAAGCGACCGGGGCCGAGACUUCCGCCCGGGGGGCAGCGGGGUUCCCUCAGCCGCGGAACGCCGCAAGCGCUUUGAGACUGGGGUCUGCCUGACCUGCGGAGUAGUCACGGUCCCCACCUCAGACUUUCUCACUGUCACUUUCUACAACGCUGACAUGGAUGACAAUAAAACAGGGAUGCAGGAGGCUGAUCUCAAAGCAGAGUCGCCAUCGGAAUCAGGGCCUCCAGAGAAAUGCACGGAGAGCGAAGACAGCUGUUGGGUGGCCCAGUUGAAUUCUCCACCUUUGGAUGAUGAAGGAGGAAAGGAGACCAAAAGCCCCAAGAAGUCUCUCGGGCAAAUGCUGAGCUUCAGCAGAGGAACCUCGAAAUCCGUCAAGGAGACGUCAACAAAAGAGCCAGGAAUCCUCAGAUCCAGCAAACAGUUGGGAAAGAGCAACUUUGCACACAGAGAAGAUUGUGUGCACGCUAGUAAAGGAAACAGCAGUGCUCCAGAGGAAAGUGCUCCAUCUGUAGUCACGGUCCCCACCUCAGACUUUCUCACUGUCACUUUCUACAACGCUGACAUGGAUGACAAUAAAACAGGGAUGCAGGAGGCUGAUCUCAAAGCAGAGUCGCCAUCGGAAUCAGGGCCUCCAGAGAAAUGCACGGAGAGCGAAGACAGCUGUUGGGUGGCCCAGUUGAAUUCUCCACCUUUGGAUGAUGAAGGAGGAAAGGAGACCAAAAGCCCCAAGAAGUCUCUCGGGCAAAUGCUGAGCUUCAGCAGAGGAACCUCGAAAUCCGUCAAGGAGACGUCAACGAAAGAGCCAGGAAUCCUCAGAUCCAGCAAACGGUUGAGAAAGAGCAACUUUGCACACAGAGAAGAUUGUGUGCACGCUAGUAAAGGAAACAGCAGUGCUCCAGAGGAAAGUGGGGAGUUUGAAGAUGAUAGUAAUAAAAAACAACUACCGUCUGUUCAGAGCUUCAGCAGAAGGAUCUCGCAAUCCUUUAAAGAGAUAUCAACGAAAGAGCCCAGAAUCCUCAGAUCCAGCAAACGGUUUGCAACCAAAUGGAUAGAAGGUCGUGUCCACAAAGAAAGCAGAAGUCAUUCAGAGGAAAGUGGGACGCUUGAAGACAAUUGUAUUACAAAAGAACCACUGUCUGUCAUGGAAAUAAACACACUUAUUCAGACAAGGCAAUUGUUGGAGGCCUUCGAAUACAUAAAGGAUUUUGAAAUGGAGCUUCUGGCUGAAAGAGAUGCCAAGAAAUAUGAAGAUAACCCCAAGGAAUACAGAGUGAAGGCUAAGGACAUUGGCUUGUUAUAUGAUCACGUUUCGAAGGUCAUCUGGCAAAUUGUGCAAGAAACGCUGGAUCUUCCCAGCCUUGAUGAAAAGGCACUGACUUCUCUGCCGACUUUAAUUGAAAAGGAAGAGAAAGCUCACCCUGAGGCCUCAACUGUCUCCUGUGGGGCAGUGGCCCUGGGCUCAGCCAGAAACUGGAGAGAGCUCUGGAAGGCAGCUGUCAGUCAAAGUGUGAAGGGAAGGGUUGGCAAGGUGCCGGUGUCCUUGAAGGACGAUGACGAGUCUUGGCUCUCCGUGCAUUUAGGGUUUCUCAGAACUGCCAUAAGAGAAGAUCUGUUAAAAGUCAAGCUUCACGUGCAGAAAUGCUAUCCACCGGAUUAUAAUGUAUGUGGUAUGUACGUGGAGGCUUUCCACGAGGCCCUCUCUGUGCACUUGUGUGGCUUCCUGGAAGAUAACAGCCUGACACUGAGUGAGCUCUGCGCAUUACUCAAUUGGAUCAGUAACGUUUAUCACAGUGAAGAGUUCUUAGGACAUCCGGAUCUCAAACCAGACAUAAAAACUGAAGACCUGCCCAGCUUGUUAACGCCAGAAGCUUUGGCUAAAUUGAAAAACGAUUAUAUUGAUUCUCUAAAGGAGAAAACAAAGAUAUGCUUGGACAAUAUUCUGGCGCUGCUGGCCGAGAGAAAGUGGGAUUGGGAAGAAGAUGCGAAAGCUCUGCAAAGCCAACCCAGCUCAUUGCUGUCCUUUCAUAUUCAAAUGAUGGUUGCACAACAUAUGAAGGCAUCUGGCAACAUCUGCAACAGCCUGGAAGCGGCGACGCUGGAAAUCAGUUUAAAAGAAGUGACAGAAUUCGUGCCCCGCUUUGAGAAAGCAUUUGUGGAAUGGGAUAAGGAGAACGACCACCCCCAGUUUGUGGAACUCAUGGUGGCCUACAUUAACGACUUCCAUGACUUAAUGACAGGCUUAAAGAGCAAUUUUAGCAUCAGCUGCCAAGAACUGGAAAAGACCCUGAAUGAUGUGAUGCUGCGUUACCAGAAGUACUUUUUAAAUAAACUGAGGCUGAAAACCCAGCCAAUGUUUAAGAAAAUCCUAAGCAAACAGUGGAUUUUACGUAGCGAAACUCUCGACUCGUUCAUCAUGAAAGCGUUGUCAGUCACUGAAGAAUUUUCUAAACCCCUCAAUCAUCUGAAGGAGCCCGUUCAUAAGGAUUUUCUCCAAGAAAUCCACAGGUAUGUGGUUAAAGAAUACAUCACACAAACUCUGAAGUCAAAGAGCAAAAUGAGAAGAAGGAGAUGGGAAGAGGUCAGCAAGCUGAUGAAACAAGAUGCCGCAAUAAUAGAUAACAGUAUGAAACAUCUGGGUUCCAGCUCUGAUUGGCUCUUGCCUGCCAUUCCACAUAUCGCGGACAUUAUUGGUGAGAAGAAAAAACAACAAGUCCGUGAGUGCCUUAAAAACUUGUCUCGGGACUAUCCAGAUAUUAGAAGGGAGCACGUUCUGGCUCUUCUUGCCCUCCGAGGGUGGUGGCCAAACACGAGACAAUCGGUGGCCCAUCAGAUUGACGGACUGUCAGAUGGGUUACAAACUGCAUCCGACAGGACGCUCUUUGCUGAAAUUGAACUUCCCAACACCACACAAUGCUUCUGA
Messenger RNA from Euleptes europaea (tarantolino), 3120 nucleotides. RefSeq names its product exocyst complex component 3 like 4 (gene EXOC3L4). The record is from RefSeq and is a predicted model, not a curated record. Gene Ontology annotation, molecular function: SNARE binding. The coding region runs from base 1 to 3120 and encodes 1039 amino acids. Lineage: Eukaryota; Metazoa; Chordata; Lepidosauria; Squamata; Sphaerodactylidae. The transcript is spliced from 15 exons. Gene Ontology annotation, cellular component: exocyst. Gene Ontology annotation, biological process: exocytosis; exocyst localization.